Molecule: messenger RNA, 1796 nt
Organism: Hippocampus zosterae (dwarf seahorse)
Lineage: Eukaryota; Metazoa; Chordata; Actinopteri; Syngnathiformes; Syngnathidae
Exons: 10
Coding region: 94-1599 (501 amino acids)
Biological process (GO): regulation of transcription by RNA polymerase II; anatomical structure development
Molecular function (GO): DNA-binding transcription factor activity, RNA polymerase II-specific; RNA polymerase II cis-regulatory region sequence-specific DNA binding
Source: RefSeq, a predicted model, not a curated record
UACCAAGGAAAUCCGGAAGUAAACAACUGCGAACAAGGAGGGGACCGGUGUCUCGAUGGUUGGCGUCACAUAAAUAUUUCGUCUAAAUGCACGAUGACCACCAAGAGACUAGACGGCUUUGAGGUGUUCUGUGAAUGGGCGUCGUGCAGUUUCAGAGGGCGCGGCAUGGAGGAGCUGAGUGACCACAUGGCCGCUCAUCUGACAGAGUAUUUGGGCGACAAGGACGCCCUGGAGGAGCUGGACGAGUACGCUUGCCUGUGGAAAGGUUGUUUGUUUGUCUCCAUGGGCAGCCCGGCAGAGUUGGAGGCGCACGCGUACUUCCACAACUACCAUGCCAAGCUCAAGUACGCGGGCUCGCAGCUGCUCCAGUCCCGCCCGGACCUGCCCGCCUGCAGCCAGGCCGUGCACAGCAACAACCAGCUGCCCGACGGCUCCAACAGACACAUCUGCCAAUGGGAGAACUGUGACAGCUCAUUUCUCAAUCCCGAGUGGUUCUACCGCCACGUGGAUAAUCACAUUGAAAGUGCCGAGCAGCAGUCGCUCUCGUCUCAACAGCAGGCUCUCCUAUGCCGCUGGUCAGGCUGCGACGCCUACUUCAAGAUCCGCUACCGUCUGAGAGAACACAUGCGCAGCCACACGCAAGAAAGACUGGUGGCCUGCCCCACCUGCGGCAGCAUGUUCUCCAGCAACACCAAGCUCUACGACCACCUGCACAGGCAGGCCCAGCCCGUGGAAUCGUUGGUUUGCGAGCACUGCGGCAAAGCCUUUUCCAGCGAGAGACUGUUGAGGGAUCACGUACGACAGCACGUGAAUCAGGUCAAGUGUCCUUUCUGCGACAUGACGUGCACCACACUGCCCGCCCUGAAGAUCCACAUCAGGUUCCGACACUGCGACGAGCGCCCCUUCCCUUGCGACUUCUGCGAUAAAAGGUUCAAGAACCAGCGAGACCUCCAGAAGCACACGGACGUCCACAACGAGGGUUCGGUGUUCCAUUGCUCCGUGGAAGGCUGCGCGUAUUCCUGUCAGACUUUCCCGACCAUGAACCAACACUUCAAGCGGGUGCACGAGGCGGGGGGCAUGUCCAAGUAUAAAUGUCACCUUUGUGACAAGGUGUUCUCCUGGUGUUACACGCUCACUCUUCACCUCCGAAAGAAACAUGAACUCAAGUGGCCUUCAGGACAUUCGCGAUUCAGAUAUAGGAAGGACGUGGACGGCUACCUGAAGCUGAACAUGGUGCGCGUGGAGACGGAGGAGGUGACCAAAGAAAUCAUGAAGAACAUGAACAAGAAAGCCGUCAGCCUUCGCAAGAGUCAACGAAGCCGCGGCGAGAGGGCCCCAGUCGCGCCCGACAGCGGACACUGCACCCCGCCGUUGUCCACCUCUUCAUCGUCCUCUUGCUCCUCCUCGGAGGAGCCGUCGGCUCAGUCUAGCCCCCAGCAAGGCGAUGACUCCCCCGUCUACUGCGUGAUGAGCACCAUUCCGCACAUCGAGGAUGAACCUGGCGGAAGCACCGAGCAGGAGGCCAACCCAAGCGGGACGUCAGGAGCCGUGCGGGCCCUCACCAUGGUGGCCAGGGGCCUCGGCAUGGAUGUAGUGUGAAAAAUAGCAUUUUUAGUGGAACCUCAUUUUUUUGUUUUCAUAUGUUGACUUGAAUUUGAAUCGUUUUAGAUUUGAAAUGAGAAAUGAAAUGAAAUUUAAACAUAGAAGUAUGCGUCUUUUAGAUUUCCGCCUUUUAUAAGCACAUGUAAUGUGGUUGACUUAUCAUAUCUCGUUUAAUAAACAUGGGAAUUUUUAAA